GGCUCCAGAGGCUUCCAGGGCCUGCUGAAGGGGUGACCUCAACCCUGGCGCAAGGUGCAAAGGCCAUGCUUUGAAAAGGGGCAGUAACCUUGGUACCUCUUUCUAGAGAAGAGCGGGCUGUAGAGGUGACUUCCAGCAGUCAAGGCCAGGGCUCAGACCAGCUCUCUCUUUAGUCCUUUCAGACAUCAUCAGACACUUCAGUCCUUCUAUUCUGAUGUCCACAUGCCCUCCCGGGAAGAGCCCUGCUCCCCAUGAUGGUGUUGAAGACUUAUGGAUUCAGGCUAAAGAACUGGUGAGGAGCUUGAAGGAGAACUCGCAACUUGAUUUUCAACAUGACUGGAAACUCAUCAACGUGUUCUUCAGUAACACAAGCCUGUGUUAUCUGUGUCCCUCUGCUCAUGAGGGAACAGGCAGCUUGCAGGCAGCUUGGGAGUCCAUCUUCUAUUUAUUUAUAUUUCGUACUGAAAAGAAUGGACCCUUGAUGAGGGACAUGGACAAGCUGGCUGAGGUGCUGCACUACCUGUACCAGGAGGUCCCCAGAGCAUUUGUGAACCUGGUGGAUCUCUCUGAGGUUGUGGCCAUGCCUCGCUGGCAUCAGGAGACUCAGCUCAGGCCCAGACCACAGUCCUGCGGUUGCUCAGGGGAGAACUCGAAGCUGGCCACGGUUGUAAUGCAGUGGUCCUAUCAGGAAGCCUGGGACCACCUCCUGGCUGCCAGCAGCUUCAAUGAGAAGGAGUCUUUUGCAGUGGUUUUCCAGCCUUUCUUCUAUGAGGUGUCACCUCCUGUGGAAGGGUCCCCAUCCCAGGACCCCACCACACUUGCCCUGAGCCUCUGGAACAACAUGAUGAAGCCAGUGGGACAGAAAGAUGAGCCUUUCAGUGCAAUAGAGAGAAGGCCAAUGAAGUGUCCAUCUCAGGAGAGCCCCUAUCUGUUCACCUACAGGAACAGCAACUAUCAGUCCAGACUGCUAAAACCCCAGAGGCAGCCCCAGAUGAGAGAAGGCACAGAAAUCAGAUGUCCUGACAAGGACCCUUCCGACUCCAUUCCCACCUCAGUUCACAGGCUGAAGCCCGCUGACAUCAAGGUCAUUGGUGCCAUGGGCGACUCUCUCACAGCAGGCAAUGGCGCUGGGUCCAAGCCUGGGCACAUUCUGGACGUCAUAACUCAGUACCGAGGCCUCUCCUGGAGUGUCGGCGGUGAUCACAACAUCAGCUCGGUGACCACUCUGGCGAACAUCCUCCGGGAAUUCAACCCUUCCCUGAAGGGCUUCUCCACUGGCACUGGUAGAGAACACAGUGCAGGAGCCUUCUUUAACCAGGCCGUGGCAGGAGCCCGUGCUGAGGGUUUGACUGCCCAGGCCAGGAGGCUGGUGGAUCUGAUGAAGAAUGACACGAGGAUAAAUUUUCAGGAAGACUGGAAGAUAAUCACUGUAUUCAUAGGAGGCAAUGACCUCUGCGACUUCUGCAAUGACCCGGUCAACUCUUCCCCCCAGAACUUCACGGAUAACAUUAGGAAGGCUCUGGACAUCCUCCAUGCUGAGGUUCCUCGGGCAUUUGUGAACAUGGUGAAGGUGCUGCAGAUAGUUAACCUGAGGGAGCUGUACAAGGAGAAUAAAGUCAGCUGCCCACGGCUGAUCCUCAGAUCCCUGUGUCCUUGUGUCCUGAAGUUUGCUGACAACUCAACAGAACUUGACUCCCUCAUUGACAUAAACAAGAAGUAUCAGGAGGGGACCGAACAGCUGGUUGAGAGUGGACGAUACGACACAAGGGAAGACUUUACAGUGGUUGUGCAGCCAUUCCUUGAAAAAGUGGACAUGCCAAAGACCUCGGAGGGCUUGCCUGACAAUUCUUUCUUCGCCCCUGACUGUUUCCACUUCAACAGCAAGACGCACGCCAGAUCAGCUAGCGCCCUCUGGAAAAACAUGCUGGAACCUGUUGGCCAGAAGACAAGACAGCACAUUUUUGAAAACAAAAUUGAUAUCAUGUGUCCAAACCAGGUCUGGCCAUUCCUGAGUACCUACAAGAACAGCAUGGAGCGCCAUGGAAGCUGGCUAUCUUGUGGAGAGAGGACUCCUUCUGCCUGGCCUCCUACUUCAGUGCAUGCCCUGAGACCCGCAGACGUCCGUGUUGUGGCUGCUCUGGGGGAUUCUCUGACUGCUGGCAAUGGAAUUGGCUCCAAACCAGGCGACCUCCCUGAUGUUGCCACACAGUACCGGGGACUGUCAUAUAGUUCAGGUGGGGACGGCUCCCUGGAGAACGUGACCACCUUACCUAAUAUCCUCCAGGAGUUUAACAGAAACCUCACUGGUUACGCAGUGGGCACGGGUGAUGCCAGCGACACAAGUGCAUUCCUCAACCAGGCUGUUCCUGGAGCCAAGGCUGAGGAACUUAUGAACCAAGUCCAGACUCUGGUACAGAAGAUGAAAAGUGACCAUAGAAUAAACUUCACUGAAGAUUGGAAGGUCAUCACGGUGCUGAUCGGAACCAGUGAUCUGUGUGACCACUGCACAGAUUCGAACCUGUACUCUGCAGCCAACUUUUUAAACCAUCUCCGCAAUGCCUUGGACAUUCUACAUAGAGAGGUUCCCAGAGCCUUGGUCAACCUCGUGGACUUCAUGAAUCCCAGUGUCAUGCGGCAGGUGUUCUUGGGAAACCCAGACAAAUGCCCGGUGCAGCAGGCCAGCGCCUUGUGCAACUGCGUCCUGACCCCGAGGGAGAACUCCCACGAGCUGGCCAAGCUGGACGCCCUUGCCCGAGCCUACCAGAGCAGCAUGCGUGAGCUGGUGGAGUCAGGCCGUUAUGACACCCGAGAGGACUUCUCUGUGCUCCUGCAGCCCUUCUUCCUCAACAUCCGGCUCCCCUUCCUGGAGGAUGGGCGUCCAGACACCUCCUUCUUUGCCCCAGACUGCAUCCACCCAAACCAGAAAUUCCACACUCAGCUCGCUAGAGCCCUUUGGGUCAAUAUGCUUGAACCAUUGGGAAGGAAAACCGAUACCCUGGACCUAGCAGCAGACAUCCCCCUGCCCUGCCCCACCCAGGAGGAACCCUUCCUGAGAACCCCCAAGAAUAGUAACUACACGUACCCCACGAAGCCAGUCAUUGAGAACUGGGGCAGUGAUUUCCUGUGUACAGAGUGGAAUCCUUCCAGUAGCAUCCCUACCUCAGUCCACAAGCUCCAACCAGCAGACAUCAAAGUAGUUGCAGCACUGGGGGACUCCCUGACUACAGCAGUGGGAGCUAGAGGAAGCAAUUCCAGCGACCGGCUCACCUCCUGGAGAGGGCUCUCCUGGAGCAUUGGAGGAGAUGGCACCUUGGAGACCCACACCACACUGCCCAACAUUCUAAAGAAGUUCAACCCUUCCAUCAUUGGAUUCUCCACUGGUACCCUGGAAGAAACAGCGGGAUUCAACGUAGCAGUGCCAGGGGCCAGAGCUCGGGACAUGCCGGCCCAGGCCCGAGACCUGGUACAGCGAAUGAAAACCAGCACUGACAUCAACCUGGAGAUGGACUGGAAGCUGGUCACCCUCUUCAUUGGCAGCAGUGACUUAUGUCAUUACUGCGAAGAUCCGGAGGACCACUCAGCCGAGGAGUAUGUCCAGCAGAUCCAACAGGCCCUGGACAUCCUCUAUGAAGAGCUCCCGAGGACUCUUGUCAAUGUGGUGGGGGUCAUGGAGCUGGCUGGCCUGCACCAGGGCCCCGACAGCUGGCAAUGCACUGUGCAGCUGGCAGCUCAGAACAACUGCAGUUGCCUCAGACACUUUGCAAACUCCCCAGUGAUCCAAGAACUGAAGAAAGUGAACUGGAACUUCCAGAGUGGCAUCUCCACAUUCUCCUACCAACACAAGUACCUGCAGCACGAGGACUUUGCAGUUGUGGUGCAGCCUUUCUUCCAGAACACUCUCAUCCCGCUCAAUGAGCUCGGGAGCACUGACCUCACCUUCUUCUCUGAAGACUGUCUUCACUUCUCAGAACGGGGUCAUGCAGAGAUGGCCAUUGCGCUCUGGAACAACAUGCUGGAACCAGUGGGCCAUAAGACAACCUUCAACAACUUUACCUACAGCCGAGCCAAACUCAAGUGUCCCUCGCCUGGGAGUCCUUAUCUCUACACCCUUCGGAAUAGUUGGGUAUUCCCAGACCAGACUGCAGAAGCCUCUGCUACAUUCCAUGGGGCUGUGCCAGUGGCAGCAAUAGGUGGCUUUCUACUCGGCAUCCUCAUCAUGAGCAUUUGGAGACACCGUAGAUGUCACCAGAAGAAAGCUCCCCCAGCAAACCUGCAUGUUGUUGGCUUCUAGGCCUCAGGAGGAGAUCCUCACCCUCCUUACCCAGCUACACCCCUCACCAGCCCCCUACAGCAGCAGCUCUGGCCACCAGCUUCAACCCUCCAUGACAAGGGAAGCCAUAGGGGCCAUCAUGACUGCUGGGCCCAUGGGCUUCUUUCAGGCCCUGUUCUUGGCACUGCAAAUUUAAUAAAGACCAAAGCCAUUAUGCUUUCAGCUUA
Molecule: messenger RNA, 4497 nt
Organism: Octodon degus (degu)
Lineage: Eukaryota; Metazoa; Chordata; Mammalia; Rodentia; Octodontidae
Gene: Plb1
Product: phospholipase B1
Exons: 53
Coding region: 215-4291 (1358 amino acids)
Biological process (GO): phospholipid metabolic process
Cellular component (GO): brush border membrane
Molecular function (GO): retinyl-palmitate esterase activity; A2-type glycerophospholipase activity; phosphatidylcholine lysophospholipase A1 activity
Source: RefSeq, a predicted model, not a curated record